This is a messenger RNA of Adineta ricciae, 1878 nucleotides long. Lineage: Eukaryota; Metazoa; Rotifera; Eurotatoria; Adinetida; Adinetidae. The record is from the annotation of a GenBank genome assembly.
AUGAUGAACUCGGAUCGAUCAUUGAGAAGUCAAACAAAUAUUGGUCGAGCAUCGCCAAGUUUCUCAGCGACUAAACAUGAAAAUCUUGCCAAUAGACCAUCAUCUCCUGUAGUAAAUAACAGAUUAUCUGCAAUUCGAGAAUCCGACAAUCAAAAGAGUGAUUGGUCAGCGAAAAGUUUCAGUGAAGAUGAUACAAAGUAUCAUCGAAUAGUUUUUCAGCGGUGUACCGAUUUCAUGAAAGAAGACGUCAUAACAAAUCGUGACAAAUUCAUCCAAGCUCUUCAUUAUGUGGGAUGCGAUCUGCCGAAAACAACGAUUGAUCGUCUAUGGUUGAGUAAUGAUGAAGAAAUAUCGUUCAAAACGUUUCAACGUAUUUUAAAUGAUGAAAAGCCGAUUGAUGAACGAACACUCGAAGAAGCAUUCGAAACACUUUAUAAUAAAGAUCGAAAACAAGACUGGAGUGCAAUCGAUUACGACAGAUUUCGUUCUGAUAUGCUUCAAAAAGGCGAUACAUUUACGGAAGAAGAAUUUAAUAAACUUCGUUAUCUACUUGGAACUGAAUCAGGAAAAGUCGAUGUGAAAAAGUUAACGAAAGCAAUCACGCAAAACAAGAAUACGUGCCGAGAGAAGAUUAUCAUCGAAAAGAAAGAACAACGAAGAGAUGAAAUUGAACGUGCAUCAUCACCACGACCGAAUUCUCCGAAAAUGGGAAGUAAUAAUCUCCAUAUUAUUAUUCCACCAUCGAAAAUAAAACCAUCGAUCUCUGCGAAAGCACGUACAGCACAGAUCAAAGGUGCUUUCUUUUGUGAAUAUUAUGAUUCACCCAACGAUGCCUUGUACUUUUCAAUUGCUUACUCAUUUGAGAUCAAAAGACCUACACCUGUAUGGGCAAUAGUUGAACCGACACUCUCACGGUAUCAUAAAGAUUCGUUAUUCAAAAAUCUCGACAUUCGAAUUCUUCUUUACGAAAAAUCGCCUCAUUCGGAGAAACGACGUCUUAUCGAUAUAAGUUCUCUUCGGUGGGGAAGCAAAACAUGCCUCGAAUCCGAAGAAUUGCCGAAAGGUUCCUAUGAACUCGUUCCUAUUACGCUUGGUGGUGUUCUACGACCACGAACACGUGAAGUGAACGAACGUGGCAAAAUCAAAACAUUACGAAAGACAAAAAAAGGCAAAGAUUUCUCGAUGACCGACGACUAUCGACAAGCAUUAGAAUAUGUCUUCGAUGUAUUCGAUCUCGAUGAUAAUAAGCAACUCGAUCGAAAUGAGUACAAUCUAUGGACAUUGCGAAUCACAGGCGACGAAAUCUCGGAUCAAGAUUGGUUGUCUGUUCGUGAAAGUGUGAACUUAGAUGUCGAUGAAAACGUUUCGAAAGAGAAAUUUUUGAAAUUGAAUGAUUAUGAAAUUCAAGAACCUGAGACAACUGAGCAGGAGUUGUGGAUUGGUUUGAAUUCGGUUGGAUUUAACUAUGCUAUGGAACUUGAUAUGAUGUGCCCAUUUCAAUUGACGGUUCAUGUUAAUGAAUCGGAUAUACGUCUAAAACCGACAUCUUUUAUUGAGUUGAACGAAAUUCGAGGAAGUUUAAUACAGUUUUUGAAGGAUAAAUCUGAUCGAAUUCAAUUAAAAAAUCCAUCUGUUCACUGUUUUCAUUAUCAAGAUGAUUAUGGUUCGAUUCUUUUCGUUCAAAAUAAACAUUCUUCAAAUAUUCGUAUAUCUGUCGAGACGACAAAAUCAACUAACGCUGCUUCAUCAUUGCCAAUCGGUGGACGAAAACCACCCGUUAUUCAUAUUCGUCAAGGGACUUCUCAAAUUAUUUGGUUUACACACCGAUUGGAUACAAACCUAACGAUGGAAUUAGACGCCAUUGUUCAACUUCAAUAA